UUGCUGUGAGAUUUCCACAAACAGUUCGAAAAAACAUGCGAAAAUGACCGUUUUGUCCCUUGACGCCGUCUUCGAGAUUCUUUCCCGCCACUUUUAUUUCCGUUAAAACCAGCCUAAAACCCCGAAAUUGAAAGUUGAAAACUCUCAAAGCACAGUGAUGAGUGAUGAACACAGCCAUGACAUGACCACUACUACUAGUUCAUCACAGAUUCUAUGCCACACGGCGGCUUUCGUCUCCGAAACACUUUCGCAAUCGGAGCUCCGCCGCCGCGUCUUCUCCACGCUCCGCCGCAGGCUCCCGCCACCGUUGGGUUCCAGCCAAACCGCGGCUAUUAAAUCCCUCAACUUCGCCGCGGAAACCCUAGAAAACGCCAUCGCCGAAUCCAGCGCAGCCGUCCGGACCUCCUCCCUCCGCCUCUGUGAGAAGCUCCUCCUCUCCGGGCCCAAAAGCCCCUUCUCCUCGCUCCUCCUCUCCCUCAUCUACGGCCUCUGCCGCCGCUCGAUCGACGCCGCCGUCUGCGUCCUCGAGAUCUUCCGAUCCGAGCCGGCGCUCGCCCGGACGGAAUUGGCUCCGGUGCUGUUCGAGGAGCUCUUCCUCGUCCACCUCCUCCCGGUUCUCCAGUGGUACAAUCGCCGGCGAUCGCAGAUUCUGCCGUCGCUGUCCCCAAAUGUCAGCUACGAAAACGACGACGACGACGACGUUUCGAUCAACGACAUGUCGGUGGCGUUUCCGGCGGGGUCGAAUUCGCUGUCGAAGAUGAGCGGGAACCAGACGGGGCUGAAGGAGCUGGAGAGCCGCUACGAGAGGGUUUUGGAUGAGAAUUGUAGGGUUUUCAGUGAGUAUUUCAGGGAGGUUUUGGAGAAUAAAGAUGGAGGAAGAGUGAUUGAUCCACCGGCUGUGGUGUUGGAAUUGAGUGAAGGAAGUGAUGAGUUCCGGUAUGAUGAUCGGAGCACCGGAGAAGAUGAAGCCGGAUUUGAAAACGGACGGUACAAUCCAAUUUGGGCUGAAGCAGAGAAUUCAGUUGAAUCGUUCAGCAGGGGCAGCAGUGUAAGAAGAAGACCCAAGUCUCCCUCAUUUUAUCCUCAAAGAGUUGCACUUGAUAAUAUCUUACCCUCAUGGAGUCUGGGAGCGACGCCAAAUGUAAAUUCAGAUUCUGAGCUGGAAGAAUCUUCUUUGGAGGACCAUUCUCUUGAUUCCUUUUUGGAUUCCGAAGCUGAAAUUGAGGAAAACAACACAAGAAUGGAAUUAUUUGAUUCUAGGCGGAACCAAAUCCAAAAGCUAAAGCAACCCAUUUCCGCAGAAUCAAGUCGUUCAUCUCCAAAUCCGCUCAUGGCAGAUUCUGAAAACCAAUCUGGUGGUGGAAAAUUUACACCUCCGAAGGACUUUGUGUGUCCCAUAACUAGUACCCUUUUUGAUGAUCCAGUGACACUUGAGACUGGUCAGACAUAUGAGCGAAAAGCCAUCCAAGAAUGGCUUGAUAGAGGAAACUCAACCUGCCCAAUUACCCGCCAGAAUUUGCAAAGCACCCAACUGCCUAAGACCAACUAUGUCCUCAAGCGUCUAAUUGCAAGUUGGCAAGAACAGAACCCUGGUAUAGCCUUCAGCCCAUCUGAUAAUCCAAGCCCGCAGAUUGAGCCAAUGGUGAAACCCAUAAUGCCUUCAACUUCUCCUGUCAGUGUCAUAAGCCAAGCUGCUAUUGAUAGUGCAGUUAGUGAGUUAAGAAUUGCCAUUACCAAUCUUUGUAUGUCAGAAAUUCUCAAGGAGUCUGAAAUGGCUGUUCUUCGUAUUGAGCGUUUCUGGCAGGAAGCAAAUGUGGAAUGGGAUAUUCAGAAUAUGCUCUCAAAACCUCCGGUUAUUAAUGGUUUCGUGGAGGUUCUUUUCAAUUCGGUCGAUCCUAGAGUUCUAACAGCCACAGUUUUCCUCUUGUCUGAGCUGGGUUCAAGAGACAAUGCUGUGAUUCAGACACUAACCCAGGUUGACUCUGAUGUGGAAUGUAUUGUGGCUCUUUUCAAAAAGGGGUUGAUGGAGGCUGUUGUCUUGAUAUAUCUGCUAAGGCAUUGCAUUCUUAAUCUAGUGGAGAUGGACCUGGUGGACUCUCUCUUAAUGGUUAUUAGAAAGGGAGAUGAUGAUUGGGCUAAUAUGUGUCUAAAGCCUAAAUCAGCUGCAGUGGUUUUACUGGGGCAUAUUGUUGGCGGCAGUGAAUCAAUCGCCAACACUGUGACUUCUGAAAAAUUACUUGAAAGAAUAAUCAGCAGUUUGGAAUCUGAAUCAGCAGAAGAGAAGACUGCAGCGAUUGGGAUCUUAUUAAGAUGUAUGCAACAGGAUGGGCACUGCAGGAACACAAUAGCUGAUAAAGCUGAGUUGGCUCCUGUUUUGGAUAGCUUCACGGGUGCAGAGGAUGAAGAACGGUUUGAGAUAGUUCUUUUUUUGUCCGAGUUAGUGAAAUUAAACAGGAGGACAUUCAAUGAACAAAUCCUGCAUAUCAUAAAGGAUGAGGGCCCUUUCAGUACAAUGCACACCCUCCUUAUUUAUCUACAGACCGCUGCUCAAGACCAUUGUCCUGUUGUGGCCAGUCUACUACUUCAACUUGAUCUUCUGGCAGAGCCGAGAAAGAUGAGCAUAUACCGUGAAGAGGCAAUGGACACUCUCAUUUCAUGUCUCAGAAAUAUUGAGGCCCCUGCUGCCCAAAUCGCUGCUGCUGAGACCAUUAUGUCACUGCAAGGGACGUUCACCACAUCUGGAAAGCCUCUUGCUAGGGCCGUCCUUCUAAAACGUGCUGGCCUUGACAAAAUUUAUAAACAACGUGUGCGAAUGGAUCAACUUAGCAACUUUUCUGGAGAAGUUGAAACUGUUGAGGAAGAAAAGGCAGCUGAUAACUGGGAAAGAAAAAUGGCAUUUGUUUUAGCAAGCCACGAGUUUGGUCUACUUUUUGAGGCCUUGGCAGAAGGAUUGAAGAGCAGAAUCUCGGAAUUAUGUUCUGCAUGCUUUGUGUCAGCCACAUGGCUCGUACACAUGCUCAAUGCCCUUCCAGAUACAGGAAUACGAGGAGCAGCUCGGCUGUGCUUGAUUAAACGGUUCAUAUCAAUAUUCAAGUCUGCCAAGGAUACUGAAGACAAAGCACUUGCUUUGCUGGCGUUGGGCAGCUUCAUCCGUGAUCCUGAGGGGAUGCAAGAAUUAAAUUCUUGCAGGAGGGAUAUCGUAAAAGGCCUGAGAGAGCUUAAGAGAUACACUCCCUUGGCAUUUCAAAUGCUAAAAGUCUUUUCCGAUGGGCAAGACUCUAGUGCCGAAAUGUGGGAUCAUAAAGAAUUAGUUCAAGUAGACUGCAGUGAGAACGGAGAGGUUCUUUCAGUAGUUUGUUUCAAGGAUAAAAUAUUUUCUGGCCAUUCAGAUGGAACUAUAAAGGUGUGGACGGGUAAAGGUAGCAUUCUCCAUCUAAUCCAGGAAAUUCAAGAACAUACAAAGGCAGUUACUAGCUUGGCAAUUUUGCAAUCAAAGGAGAUUCUAUACAGUGGCUCACUAGAUAGAACAACAAGGGUCUGGUCUAUCAGCAAUGAAGGAAUCCAGUGUGUAGAAGUCCAUGAUAUGAAGGAUCAAGUUCAUAAUCUGGCCGUCACCAAUAGUUUUUCAUGCUUCAUUCCACAAAGCAAUGGUAUAAAGGCUCACUCAUGGAGCGGAGGAUCCAAAAUGUUAAAUUCCAGCAAAUCUGUAAAGUGCUUUGCUCUGGUAAAUGGGAAAAUAUAUUGUGGAUGCCAUGAUAGCAGUGUUCAGGAGAUUGAUUUGGUCACAGGAACACUCAGUACCAUUCAAACCGGCUCCCGGAAAUUACUUGGGAAAUCAAAUCCUAUCCAUUGCAUUCAGUAUCACAGUGGAAUGAUAUAUGCAGCAGGUUCUUCGUUGGAUGGAGCAGCAGUGAAGAUUUGGAGUGCUGCAAACUUCAGUUUGGUUGGGUCUCUGUCAACUACACUAGAAGUGCGGGCUAUGGCAAUAAGCUCGGAACUGAUCUAUUUGGGAGGUAAAGGAGGAUGUGUGGAAAUUUGGGAUAGGGAGAAGCAGAACAAAAUAAUAGACACACUACAAACUGGCACAAACUGUAAGGUUCUUUCCUUGGCUAUUGAUCCCAAUGAGGAAGUUUUGGUCACUGGAACAUCUGAUGGCCGAAUCCAGGCAUGGGGACUGAGCUAAGAGGACUUGGUAGAUUUGGACCCCAAUAUUAUUGGGGUGGAGGAGCAGCUGAAGAUACUAGAUGAUUUUUUAGAUGAAAUUCUUUGCAAUAAUAUUUCUUCUUUGUUUAAAAGCCUUAUAGGAAAAUAUAUUUUCCAUUGCUUCAACCAAAAUAAAAACAUAUCAAAUGCAAACCAUUGCAUUGUAAUUCGGCUUUUUGUAGCUGUGUACAGAUACUAAUAUUAAAUGUAAGAUGUAACAUGUUCAAUACCAA
Messenger RNA from Rosa chinensis, 4436 nucleotides. Its product is annotated as putative E3 ubiquitin-protein ligase LIN. The record is from RefSeq and is a predicted model, not a curated record. Lineage: Eukaryota; Viridiplantae; Streptophyta; Magnoliopsida; Rosales; Rosaceae. Gene Ontology annotation, biological process: protein ubiquitination. Gene Ontology annotation, molecular function: ubiquitin-protein transferase activity; protein binding.